Messenger RNA from Exophiala bonariae, 411 nucleotides. RefSeq lists its product as uncharacterized. The record is from RefSeq and is a predicted model, not a curated record. Bases 1 to 411 code for a protein of 136 amino acids. The transcript is spliced from 3 exons. Lineage: Eukaryota; Fungi; Ascomycota; Eurotiomycetes; Chaetothyriales; Herpotrichiellaceae.
AUGGCAUCCCUCAUCCCAAGAACCGCUUUCCGGGCAGCUUCUACCGCCACGAAGUCCGCCAGAGAUACCUCCUUUGUCAAGAAGGGCGCUCAAAGAGAUCCCGAGCUUUAUAUCCUGUUAGGUGUCAUGUCCGGCGCCUUUGGCCUGGCUGGCUUCUACUUCGGCCGAAAGCCUACCUCUGCUUCCUCCGAGGCCGAUGUCUCGGUUGCUAAUAGCUCCAUGCCUUGGGAGGUCGACCAUGAGCAUGAAGACGAGACCAAACAUUUCAAAUAUCAAUAUCAUCCCAAGGGCGACCGAAGCUCAACUCCCAAGAAUGCUCCCAGUGCUUUGAACACAGUCAUCGUACCCAACGUUACCCUACCCAAGGAGCUCCAUGAUAAAUUCAACAAGUGGGGCAAGGAAGGAUAUUAA